Molecule: messenger RNA, 816 nt
Organism: Dermacentor albipictus
Lineage: Eukaryota; Metazoa; Arthropoda; Arachnida; Ixodida; Ixodidae
Source: RefSeq, a predicted model, not a curated record
AUGGACGACGCUGCUCCUACUCCUGCUGUCAGAGGCGACACCACGUUUACGCCUCCUGUCAUCGCCGCAGAGCUUCCGCUUCCCAGGUCUUGGCCUGAGAAUCCCCGACUUUGGUUUAUGCAAAUAGACACCCGUUUUCAACGCCGGCGCAUCACUUCACAGACAGCAAGGUACCUGCACGUCGUCGCCGCGCUAUCCUCCGACAUCGCCGGUGCCAUAGACGACUUGCUAGCGGCUACACCUUCGGCCGCAACAUACGAUGACCUGAAACGCAUCGUCCUGCAGCGCCUCAAGCCAUCGCAACAGAGUAGGCUCCAACGCCCCCUCUCCGAGGGACUCGGCGACCAACGACCGUCACAACACCUGCACCGGUUGAGUCAGUUGCUGAAUGACCACCCCGAAAACGAGAGCCAGCUUCCAAUUUUGCGAGAGCUGUUCUUGCGGCGUCUCCCACACGUGGUGCUGGCGGGUUCCGACGAGGCGAGUCUCGAUCGGUUAGCUGUACUCGCUGACCACAUAUACGACUGCACGUCUGCGGCACAGCUAACUAUCGCCGCUGCGAGAAUCUCAGAGCCAGGAGAUCGACUCUCGCGCCUGGAGGAAACAGUCGACUACCUUACCAGUACACUGGAGAAGCUGACGGUGGGCGGCAACAUUAACGACCAACUUCGACACAAUCAUUCGCCUUCACAGUCUCGCAGCGUACCUAGAGACUCUUCACAGCAGUUGUUCCGGUAUCACCGUCGCUUUCUCGAACAAGCAAGUCGCUGCAUUCAGACCUGUUCGUGGACGCGAAACGCACAGGCGAGUCGCUAA